Salvelinus sp. IW2-2015 is the source of this 2642-nucleotide messenger RNA. RefSeq names its product protein disulfide isomerase family A, member 5 (gene pdia5). Gene Ontology annotation, molecular function: protein disulfide isomerase activity. NCBI's taxonomy places the organism in Eukaryota, Metazoa, Chordata, Actinopteri, Salmoniformes, Salmonidae. Gene Ontology annotation, biological process: protein folding. The record is from RefSeq and is a predicted model, not a curated record. Gene Ontology annotation, cellular component: endoplasmic reticulum.
AACCGAUUMCGCGUGCGUAUCCAGACGUGGCAACGGCAUCAUGGCUUCUUGGAACCGCUACCGGAGUCGGAUGAGAGAGCUGAAAAUGUACACAUUCGUCUUCUUGGUGUGCCUGGUGUCGGUGCUGCAGGCGGCUGUAAAGGUCUCUCCUCUCAUAGAGAAGGUCAGCGAACACAAGGACUUCAAGAAGCUUCUCCGGACCCGAACCAAUGUCCUGGUGCUCUACACUAAGUCAGCUACCUCCGGGGACUCUAAGCUGAAGCUGCUGUCUGACGUGGCCCAGGUUAUCAAAGGACAGGGCACCAUCGCUUGGGUCAACUGUGGUGAUUCAGAGGGUCGUAAACUGUGUAAGAAAGUGAAAGUGGAUCCCAGCUCUAAAAGUGGUGGCGCAGAUCUCCUGCAUUAUAAAGAUGGGACGUUCCAUACAGAGUACAACAGACCUGCUACAUACAAGUCCAUGGUGGCGUUUUUAAAAGACCCCACAGGAGCCCCUCUUUGGGAGGAGAACCCGGAAGCUAAAGAUAUUGUUCAUGUAGAAACUGAGAAAGACUUCAGGAAGCUUCUGAAGAGGGAGGAGAGGCCAAUCCUCAUGAUGUUCUAUGCCCCAUGGUGUGGUGUCUGUAAGAGGAUGCAGCCCGUAUUUCAACAGGCAGCUACAGAGACCAAGGGUACAUAUGUGCUGGCUGGGAUGAACGUGCACCCAGCCGAGUUUGAUGGCCUCAAGCAGGAGUACAAUGUCAAGGGCUACCCCACCUUCUGUUACUUUGAGAAGGGGAAGUUCCUGCACCACUAUGAAAACCACGGAGGUACAGCCAAGGACAUCGCUGACUGGAUGAAGAAUCCCCAGCCCCCCCAGCCGAAGGCCCCAGAGGUCCAAUGGUCGGAGACUGACUCCCCCGUCUUCCACCUGACUGACGACUCCUUAGAUGGGUUCCUGGAGGAACACCCAUCUGCCCUGGUCAUGUUCUAUGCCCCAUGGUGUGGCCAUUGUAAGAAGAUGAAGCCAGAGUAUGAUGAAGCUGCUGAGUACCUCAACAAAGACAAAAAUAGCCCUGGUGUUCUGGCAGCUGUGGACACCACCAUCCACAAGGCAGUGGGAGACCGCUUCAAGAUCUCCGGCUUCCCCACCGUUAAGUACUUUGAGAAGGGAGAGGAGAAGUUCACGCUACCCCACCUCAGGAGCAAGGACAAYAUCAUAGAGUUUCUACAGAACCCCCUGGCGCCCCCUCCCCCAGAGCAGUCCUGGGAAGACAAGCCGUCCAGCGUCAGCCAUCUAGGAAUGGAGGACUUCAGGGAAGCGCUGAAGAAGAAGAAGCAUGCCCUCGUCAUGUUUUACGCACCAUGGUGUCCCCACUGCAAGAACGCUGUCCCUCAUUUCACCACUGCAGCAGAUCUCUUUAAAGAGGACCGCAAGAUUGCCUAUGCUGCUGUGGACUGCACUAAAGGACAGAACCAAGAACUGUGCAAGCAGGAGGGUGUGGAGGGCUACCCCACGUUCAACCACUACAACUAUGGGAAGUUUGCAGAAAAAUACAACGGAGAACGAGGGGAGGCGGGGUUUAUAGGUUUCAUGCGCAGCCUGCGGGGGCGGGACCAGGGCAAGAGGAAGGAGGAGCUUUAAGGCAGGGUGUGAUGAGGGGGAGGAGCCUGUCGUUGCACUGUGACCCUGGACAGGGGCCUCUUAGCACUGACAUCACGUGAUGUCAUCAUGAUGUGACAUCACAGGGCGGGGACUUGAGAACCUCAGCGUUUCAGCGAAAGGCCAUUUUUUUUAUACUGAUAUUGAUCGAUCAUGUGAUCAAGUUUGUAAUAACGGGGAUUACCUACCGUGUGACCACUUAAGACCUUUUUUCUUUUCUUGAUAAAAAACAAAAGAAAACAUGAAAAUGUUGCCCAAAUACUGUGACUGCAUUUGUGAAAAGCUACACCUUAUACUGUAUCUAUGCAAUACCGGACCCUCCCAUUCAGAUCCACUCUUGUGUGGUUGGUUGGUGGGUUACCACCUACUGUACAUCACAGGGACCAUCGCUACAGUACAGUCCUACCGGUCACUACGUCCCUGUUCAUUCACCUCAAGAGGAAUACAAUCUAAGCCUACAACUGUUUGUUUCAAUAUAACUGUUUCAAUAUUUGUGUACAUACCUGUCUAUCAUGUUAGGUAUGGGUUUGUUUCAGGAUGAUAAGUAUCUAAUAGCUAAGACUGUGGCCUUUUUAAUAAAUAUGUAUGAAAGCUAAUCACUCAGGAGGCCCUGAAACAUAAAGCUCUUAGAGUCGUGUGUUGAAACCUGGUGCUUCUGGGUUCCACCUGUUUCCAAGUCGGCUAUUAGAGAGAUGACAAAUCAGACACAAACAUAAAAUGCCCAAAAUAAAUUAGAAUUAUUUUUAUGUUACUGUGCUGAACCUCCAGACGUCAAUGAUUUUACAGGAGCCUCCUGUUGUCGUAGUGAUAUUAUUUUUACUGUAGACGUGUUGGUUGUCUAGCAACAAAACCAACGCGCGCGCGACUAUGGGGCAAAACAGACGGGGUUGUUAACAACAUGUAAACUUUAUUUCGGCUUCAAUGUGUAUUGAAAACAAAUACAUUUGCACAAUGAGCAAUUGUCUCUCAAAAACAUUGUUGCAUUUGUUGGUUAGCUAGCUAG